Molecule: messenger RNA, 1334 nt
Organism: Leptinotarsa decemlineata (Colorado potato beetle)
Lineage: Eukaryota; Metazoa; Arthropoda; Insecta; Coleoptera; Chrysomelidae
Product: galactokinase
Biological process (GO): carbohydrate phosphorylation; galactose metabolic process
Cellular component (GO): cytoplasm; cytosol
Molecular function (GO): galactokinase activity; ATP binding
Source: RefSeq, a predicted model, not a curated record
UUUUUCACAUAACCUCUCAAACACAUGCAUCUGUCACUCGAUACUGUCACAAAAUUCAAAAUGUGAACGUGACAAUGUCUGAAAAAAUCCCAAACGUUGCAGCCCUCCUCGAGGAAACCAAGACCAUAUUCAGAAACCACUUCAACGAGGAACCCUUGCAAUUCGUUUAUGCCCCUGGAAGGGUCAACCUAAUUGGUGAACAUACUGACUACAAUGGAGGAUUCGUAAUGCCAAUGGCCUUGCCCCUGAUCACCAUAAUCGUCGGCAAGAAGAACAAUGGCAGCAAGUCUUACGUGUACACUUCCGCUAGUACGGUGGAUACAUCUCAGGAGGCGAUCCUGGAUAUGGAACACAUCACCGACAAGAGUACAGGCCCCAAAUGGUCGCUUUACGUCAGAGGCGUCAUCGCCAACUAUAUCGGAACUGCUCCGGCAUUCAAGGCUGUUAUCCACAGCACUGUCCCAAUUGGAGGCGGACUGGCCAGCAGUGCUGCUCUAGAAGUUGCCGUUUACUACUUCCUGGAUGAAAUCGGUGAACCCAGCAAGGCAACUGUCGUGAACAGAGCUUUGGCGUGCCAACAGGCAGAACAUGAAUAUGCUGGCGUGCCCUGUGGUAUAAUGGAUCAAUUCGUUUCUUUCAUGGGGAAGACAAGGCAAGCUCUGUUGAUUGACUGUCAGAAAAUGACGGUGGAUUAUAUUCCGCUGACGGAUCCGAGGAUUGUGGUUCUCAUCACUAAUUCUAAUGUUAAACACGAAUUAACGGGUGGCGAAUACUCUACACGAAGGAAACAAUGCGAAGAAGCAGCGCAGCUUCUGAAGAGAGUCAGCCUCAGGGAAGCCACCACACAUGAUCUAGACUACCUCAAGUCGAUCAAUGCAAACGAGGAGGUCAUCAAAAGAGCGAAACACGUCAUCUCAGAAAACCGGAGAACGAAAGAAGGUGCUGAAAUGCUGAAACAAGGCAAUUACAUGGGAUUCGGAAGGCUGAUGGCCGAGAGUCACAAUUCUCUAAGAGACGACUACAACGUGUCCUGUUCGGAAUUGGACGAUCUAGUGGAGUUAGCCAUGGAAGUUGAGGGGGUGCUAGGAAGUCGGAUGACGGGGGCUGGUUUUGGGGGUUGUACGGUUACCUUGCUCUUUUCGAAUGCGGUAGAGAAAGUGAUGGAUAACAUCAGAAGGAAGUACAAAGGGGUGCCAACGUUUUAUAUUUGCGAACCUAGUGAAGGAGCCGCUAAACUUUGUGACUGUCGAAUUUGACAUACAUAAUAUACAUACAUAAUAACAAUUUCAUUUUUGGUCGACUUUCUUUUGUCAAUAAAACGAACCAGGGUGUUA